GGUUAGGAAUUGUGUGAUGCCAUGCUCCUGCAGCUUCCGCAAAGUGAUGGAGCGGACGAUGUUGUGACCGAAGUUCCUGAGGGGUCCUGGCACGUGCGCAAAUGGCGAACUUUUUUUCUUGGCCUUGGAAGUGUGACCCUCCUGACACUCAUGACCUUGUACGUGAACAACGCGGAGGACAUGGUCAGGAGGGUAGAUCUUGACCCCGUGAAUGAAUGGGAGGAGAUACCUGGAAUCCACGGUAUCAUCGACCGAGCUCAGCGUUUAGAACAACCCAAGCGAGAGCUUAGUGAUCUUUUCUAUGGCGGUUCGCCUUCUGAAAUGCCGUGGUUACGGACGGAGUGUGUGAUUGAUGUGGUCCAAGCAACCUCCUACCUCGGAACGGCUGUGGUGUUUCUGUACAAGGCCAUCAAAUACGAUGGCCUUCAAUGCCCGGACAAUUCGCCUGUGGGCUGUGCCAUCAGUGUCUCUGGCUUCAUCGCUUCCAUGUUCUGGUUGGCCUCCUACCUCAGCCUGGAGGCCUCCAGUUGUGCGGAGGCCAUGAACUCGAACGCCCUUUGCGGUGCGGACUGGAUGGCACUCACCGCGGAUUUCGCGGAGGUGGCCAACGCGGGUGCUGGGAUUCGGCAGAAUUGCCACUUUCACAACCGCUGGCUCAACUUCACUGGAAAUGUUCCAGGUUGGCAAGCCUUUGUUAUUCCGGGUGCCCCUCCGACAGGGCAGGCCGUAGAUAAGAUCAAGUUUAUACGAGAGGCACGAAGAAAUCGAAAUUUCGAUAUUUCACAGUGUGUCUUUGACACCACAAACGCUGCAUCUUUUGUUGUCCGAUCCAUCCUGCAACUUCGCAGUGCUGCCAGAGCAUGCAUUAAUCCAAGGAACUGUGCCAUUGACAUAAUGGACGUGAUCUCUUCCUUUGGAUGGAUUUCACGUUUUCUGUCGAUGGCUGCUUCGGACUGUGUGAAGCGUGGAAACCAGAAGGCACUUUGCUCUGCGGACAUUUCUAACUUGGUGGCUGCGCUGAGCAAUGGCCCUGCGUCCGGCAUGUCCACAAUUUCGGAUUGCGAUCGACCACUCAACCCAUUGAAUGAGAUCAUGCAUGAGCCCACUGCCUAAUCAGGAUUUUUCUUGGAUGGCUGCGAAGAAAGCCCUCCUGAGACCCGUUCCACUUGCGGUGCUGUGGCAAUGUCCUGCGGCACCUGAGUGAUUUGGGAAUCUGAUCAUAUCCAGCUGCCCACAUAUUUGAAACAAGGGGGAUCAGCCAAACAAAGGUAGC
Molecule: messenger RNA, 1273 nt
Organism: Cladocopium goreaui
Lineage: Eukaryota; Dinophyceae; Suessiales; Symbiodiniaceae
Source: the annotation of a GenBank genome assembly